CGUGUUCGAACGUACUAGGAGGUGCACAUCUGUAGUCUGGAGUGUUCCGUCGCCUGUCGUAAUAUACCCGUUCUUGCCGCUGAAAUUGUUUCGUAGUAUAUUUUUUUUGUGUGUGCCACAGAGCCGUCGCCGUGUUGCCUGUGGGCCCGAAGAACGAACCCUUGAGUUACUUUAAGUUGAGUUGAGUUGAGUGCCUGUGCCUGUGCAUGUGCCUGUGCCUGUGCCUGUCCCUCUGCCACAACAAAGAUUCCGGUAAUCCUAAUGCCGAAUCUGGCUAAUCGGUCGGCGGGUUUUGGUGACCGUUUUUUUUGUGACUGUGAACAGAGCCAGUAAUCGCACCGAGCGGUAUUCCGGAGGACACUAAUCGAAUCAGACUGUGAGGAGUCUCCUGCCACAUCGUAGUGUCAGGAGUGGAAGAUUGAUGCUGCAGCCCCACAUCUUCGAGAUACAACUUUAACAGACAGACAGACAGACAGACAGCGAGAAGAGUACUUUGCAACACCCACGAGGAAGAGGAAGUCAAUCAGUGGAAAUGGCUGCCUACACACAAUUCGGAUACGGAGGCUUUCCGUCGGGCUCUCAGCUCCUGCCGCCAAAUGCACAGGCCUCGGAGGACACUUCCCCGAAUGUGAACGAUGCAUCGCUGGUGAUGACAAACGCACCGGCGAUGAGCCCUACGGGAGGUGCGGCGGACUGCCAGACGAACCAGCAGGCCCCGGGUAGUGGCGGUGGCGGUGGUGAUGCCUCAUCGGGUGCCCUCAGUCCCAAUGCUCUUUCGCAGAACUCGAAUGCGGCGGCAGGAUCGGUGGUCGGGGGGGCGGCCGGUGGAGCCGCUGACCUGGCCACCGGGGGCUCCCUGGACGGCAACGGUGUGGGCACGACGCCCACAACGGGAAGCUCAUGCUGCGAGAACGGCCGUCCCAUAAUGACCGAUCCCGUCUCGGGGCAGACCGUCUGCUCCUGCCAGUACGAUUCGGCCCGUCUCGCCCUCUCCAGCUACUCCCGCCUGCCGGCGGCCAGUGUCGGGGUCUACGGCACGCCCUAUCCCUCGACGGAUCAGAACCCCUACCAGAGCAUCGGAGUGGACAGCUCCGCCUUCUAUUCACCGCUGAGCAAUCCGUACGGACUUAAGGAGACGGGAUCUGGCGCGGAGAUGGGAGCCUGGACAUCGGCAGGCCUGCAGCCCACAACGGGAUACUAUUCCUAUGACCCAAUGUCGGCAUAUGGCUAUGGGGCCAGCUAUGAUCUGGCUGCUCGCCGCAAGAAUGCCACCCGCGAGUCGACGGCCACGCUCAAGGCCUGGCUGAACGAGCACAAGAAGAACCCCUAUCCCACCAAGGGCGAGAAGAUUAUGCUGGCCAUUAUCACCAAGAUGACGCUGACCCAGGUCUCCACGUGGUUCGCCAAUGCCCGACGGCGCUUGAAGAAGGAGAACAAGAUGACCUGGGAGCCGAAGAACCGCACCGACGACGACGACGACGCCUUGGUGUCGGACGAUGAGAAGGAUAAGGAGGAUCUGGAGCCCAUCAAGGGAUCCCAGAGCAGCAGUUUGGCCAAAGAUGUGACCAAAGAGGAGGAGGAUGCCAUCGACGAGGAUCAGAAGUGCAUUGGCCAGGCGAACAUACUCCGCGCCGGCUUUGGGUAUCCCUCUGCCGGCCCCGGCCCCGGCCCCUACCAUGGCGGUGCCGGUUCCGGCGGUGGUCAUCCGGCUGGGUACCACCCGUACCACCAGCAUCCUGCCUACUACCAGCCACAGCAGGGCAUGCUGGGCAGCGCCUUUCACGGCGGAGCAGACGGUGGAGGCCUGGCCAACAAGCAGACGGAACACAGUGAUCCAAAAAACCAAUUAGGCCGGGACUGUGGCGUGCCGAUUCCAGCCACCAAGCCCAAAAUCUGGAGCUUGGCCGACACAGUUGGCUGCAAGACCCCGCCGCCGUCGUACAUGGGCCAGGGGCAGGUGCUGGCCCAGGGGAUGCCGCCGCAGCAGCAGCAGCAGCAGCAGCAGCAGCAGCAGCAGCAUAUGCAUCAGCAGUUGCAUCCGCAGACACUGCCGAUGGGGAACCAUCAUCUGUUCAACGGAGCACCCUAUUUACGGCCGCAUACCACGGCCUACGGGGGUUUUCUAGGGGCUACGACGCAGCAGCUCCAUACUACGAACAGUGCCCCGUACAACAGUACGCAGCUGCAGCAGCAGCAGCAGCAGCACAGCCAGCGGAGCAGCAGCACACACAGUUCCAGCGGCACACAUACGCCUACCAUCCAUACUACGGGAAAUUCGAACGGAGCUAUGGGCCUCCUGCCCCAGGCUCCAGCUCCGGCACAGCAGCCGCUUCAGUUCUCGGCCCAUCGUCAGGGACUCCAACACCCGCAUCCGCAUCCGCACUUGCAGCAGCAGCAGCAGCAGCAGCAGCAGCAGCAGCUGCCAUCUCAGUCAACAGUGAAUCCGCGGGCGAUGGGGUUUCUCGAAGCCCAACCCGAUACUCCACCCCAAACUCCGCCGAAUAUGAAAGUGUUGAACGGAGCUUUGAGUCUCCUUCCUACCGCUUCUCAAGCCCCUAUGACCGCUACUUGUCGCAGUAGCAGCAACAGCAACAGCAACAGUAUCGGCAACACCAACAUUAACGCCUUCAAUUUCGGCUCCAACUAUCCGAUGAACUUCUCGGCCCGUCUCGGUGAGUACUCCCCCAGAGAUGAGUACAGCAGCGGGAGCAGCAGCAGCUCCUCCUCGCCGCAGCUGCAGCGAAACGAGGCGGCCAUGUUCAAGCCGCUCUUCAAGAAGUAUACCAACUAAAUACCAACUAAGCUCAACGGGAACCUACAUAUUUACUAUUUGACUAACUGUUUAGACUCCAUGUGCACCAUGCUUCAGAGGUGCUUUACGGUUCUGACAUAGACAGAUAUCCAGAUUACUUAAUAUACAAGUGGCCGACGGGUUCGUGCAAAAAUAUAAUGAAUUGUGUAAUAUUUAAUAUUAA
Messenger RNA from Drosophila persimilis, 2975 nucleotides. RefSeq names its product homeobox protein araucan. Gene Ontology annotation, biological process: neuron differentiation; cell development; regulation of transcription by RNA polymerase II. Gene Ontology annotation, molecular function: RNA polymerase II cis-regulatory region sequence-specific DNA binding; DNA-binding transcription factor activity, RNA polymerase II-specific. The coding region runs from base 533 to 2791 and encodes 752 amino acids. The record is from RefSeq and is a predicted model, not a curated record. Lineage: Eukaryota; Metazoa; Arthropoda; Insecta; Diptera; Drosophilidae. Gene Ontology annotation, cellular component: nucleus. The transcript is spliced from 6 exons.